Messenger RNA from Vanessa atalanta (red admiral), 856 nucleotides. It is a transcript of the gene Fln, whose product is annotated as flightin. The record is from RefSeq and is a predicted model, not a curated record. NCBI's taxonomy places the organism in Eukaryota, Metazoa, Arthropoda, Insecta, Lepidoptera, Nymphalidae. The transcript has 3 exons. Bases 143 to 643 code for a protein of 166 amino acids.
UAGCAGCGCUUACGACAGUCAGGUGGGGUCAAAGGGAGAUAAAUCGGGUGGCUGCCGUGCCAUCAGGGAACGCCUGCAGUCGUUAACGAUCACCCAACCUCUUCACACGUUCUUCAAUCCCGAUUAGAGUAUCCUUGGCAAGAUGUGGGAUGAUGUAGUAGAAGAAGACGCAGCGGCGAAGCCAGCAGAUGCAGCUGCAGCUACUGCUGCACCAGCAGCUGAAGGAGCUGAAGGAGCUGCACCAGAUCAGCCCAAAGCUGAGGAGGCUGAACCUCCACCACCAGAAAAUGUUACUCAAGGCACUGAUCCCAAGCGACUUGUUUGCAAACAUUGGGUUAGACCAAAAUUCUUCCAGUACAACUACCUUUACGAUUAUCAAAGGAAUUACUAUGACGAUAUAAUCAACUACAUGGACAAACGUAAUCACGGAAUACCAGUCGAGAAACCGACCCCGCAGACAUGGGGCGAACGUGCUCUCAGAACUUACCUCUCAAAAGGCUACAGCUAUAGCACCAAGAAGUAUAGCAAGGAUACGACUCUCCUUCGUCACAUCUCAGUGGGUGCCAAGUUCCAACGUGCCCAUACAAAGUCCCUUAUCUCGAGGAAGUAUUCCAAACUAGGAUUUAAUACCGUGUACCUAUAGCUUCGCUCUAACACUCGCUUGACGUUGCUGUGCGGACCUAGCUCCGAUCUCCGAUCGUGAACUUUAUAUCAAUGUUACAGGAUUUCGUUGUCAUGAUUCAACCCACGCUACUCACUUUAGCAGCACAACGGACACGAUAAUGUGAUUCAGAGCGUCCGCAUUCCUUUGUCGAUGUCAACUUUUCUUGAGCUACGAAUAAAUUUUAAGUUUAAA